UAUUUCACACGAUGUCAGUAACACAACUUCCUACUCGUCAAAAUGUUGAAAAAAUCAUCAAGAAUUUUCAUGCUAAAGAAGGCUACAUUUAUUUAAACGGACAAACACUUCAAGAAAGAGAUGAUACAGACGUCGAAUUACCCUUCCGUCAAGAAUCCAAUUUCUUUUAUGUUACUGGUGUUACUGAACCUAAUUUUCAUGUCGUCAUUGACCUGUCUACUAACAAAAUCACACUCGUUUCUCCUAAUUUGGACCCUGACGCUGUCAUGUGGAUGGGGUUACCUGAUACCUUGGACCAAUUGAAGGAGAAGUACGAUAUUGAUGAGGCUGUCUAUUUUGAUAAGCUCAAUGGUAUCUUGUCAUCUGCUCCUGUUGUAUAUACUCUACCCAUCACAAAGACGGACGCAUUAGACAAGUCCAAAGUAAAGCUAUGUGAUCAGAAUGAAUCCAAGUUACUCUACUCUGCCUUUGCUGAAGCUCGUGCUAUCAAGGCUGAUUGGGAAAUUGAGAUUAUCAGAAAGGCAAACCAGAUAUCAUCUGAUGCUCACAUGAAGUUGAUGAAAGCCUCUGAACUCGGUUCAAAUGAAGCUCAGCUCCAUGCUCUCUUUUUGUACGAGUCUGCCCGUCAAGGCGCUUUCUUCCAAGCUUAUUAUCCUAUCGUUGGCGUAGGCAAGAAUGCAGCUACUCUUCACUAUAACAAGAAUAAUGCACCUCUCAAGGAUGCUAACGAGUUGAUCUUGGUUGACGCUGGUUGUGAAUAUAAUUGCUAUGCCUCAGAUAUUACCAGAGUCUUCCCUGUUGGCGGAAAGUUUUCCCCUGAAGCUCGUGUUAUUUACUCUAUCGUACUUGAUAUGCAAAAGGCAUGCUUUGAGAGUUGUAAGGCUGGUGUAGCUUGGGAGACAAUUCAUAGAAUUGCCAUGGAUGUUGCUUGUGAUGGUCUUUUGAAGGCAGGUAUCCUCGUAGGUGAUAAAGAAGAAAUCAUGAAGCAUCACGUCGUUGCUGCCUUUUUCCCUCAUGGAGUUGGACACAUGCUUGGUCUAGAUGUUCAUGAUGUUGGUGGUUAUCCCGAGGGCACUGAACGCAUUAAUGAGCCUGGUAUCCGUUAUUUGCGUAUGCGUCGUGAUCUUCAGGCUGGAUUUGUGGUCACAGUUGAACCUGGUGUUUACUUUUGCGAUUUCUUGAUUGAUCCUGUCUUAAACGACCCAGUAACUAGUAAAUAUAUUAAUAGAGACAUGCUGGCCAAGUACAAGCCUGUGGGCGGUGUUCGUAUUGAAGAUAAUAUCGUCAUUACACAAGAUGGAUAUAUCAAUUUGACCACAGUUCCAAAGGAAAUUGAAGAAAUUGAAGCUAUUUGUGCUAAAUAAAUUCAUGUAUUAUACUUGAUUAUAUUAGUUGAUUAACUCUACAUAAAAAUCAUAUAAAAAGAAAAGAUUGUGUGUCUUUCUCUUUUCUCUUUCAAACAUGUCAGAUAAACAAGCAUGUCGUAUUUGACCAUGCCUGAUACUAGUCUCUACUUGUGAGAUUACAUUUGACUUAAUUACAUGUACCUUAAUUAGUACUCCGA
This is a messenger RNA of Rhizopus microsporus ATCC 52813, 1564 nucleotides long. RefSeq lists its product as uncharacterized. The transcript has 4 exons. Bases 12 to 1364 code for a protein of 450 amino acids. Lineage: Eukaryota; Fungi; Mucoromycota; Mucoromycetes; Mucorales; Rhizopodaceae. The record is from RefSeq and is a predicted model, not a curated record. Gene Ontology annotation, molecular function: manganese ion binding; metalloaminopeptidase activity.